AUGCACCAAGGAAACCAAAGUAUCUCCAAAUUCUUCCUCCUGGGACUCACUGUGGGGUCUGAACAGCAGAAGCUCAUCUUUAUGCUGUUUCUGUGCAUGUAUCUGGUCACCAUGGUAGGAAACUUACUUAUCAUCCUGGCUAUUAUCAAUGAUGCUCACCUUCAUAGCCCCAUGUACUUCUUCCUUGCCAAUCUAUCCUUCAAUGACAUCUGCUUCACAACCACUACAAUCCCCAAAAUGUUGGCAGACAUCCCAAGCCAAAGCCCAACCAUCUCCUUUGCAGGAUGCCUUACACAAAUGUACUUUUUUAUGUUGCUGGUGGACCUGGACAAUUUCCUUUUGGCAGCCAUGGCAUAUGACCGGUACGUUGCCAUCUGUCACCCAUUACACUAUGCUGCAUUACUGAGCCCCAAGCGUUGUGCCCUGUUGGUAGUGACUCCAUGGGUCAUCUCCAAUCUUGUCUCAAUACUGCAUCUCAGUCUGCUGAGUCUCUUGACUAUCUGUGAUCAGAGAAAAAUCCCACACUUUUUCUGUGACCUGGAACCCAUUUUAAGGUUUGCUUGCUCAGACACUCAAAUCAAUGACUUGACAAUCCUAGUUGUUGGGGGAGCAGUUAUCUUUAUUCCCUUCACCUUCAUUAUUGUCUCCUAUGCCAUUAUUUGUUGCACUGUACUUGGGGUUACUUCAGCCAAAGGGAAGUGGAGAACAUUCUCCACUUGUGGCUCCCAUCUCUCAGCUGUGGCCCUCUUCUAUGGAUCCAUUGUUGGGGUAUACUUUCUCCCCUCUUCUGCCUACUCAGCAGAAAGGGAUAAAGUAGCUGCCAUCAUAUAUACAAUUGUAACUCCCAUGAUGAACCCCUUCAUUUAUAGUCUGAGGAACAAGGACAUGAAAGGAGCACUGAGGAGAUUAUUCAGCAAGAAAACCUUUUUCUGGAGGUGGUUAGCCCUGCCAUAAGAGACACCUCAAUCAACUUUCUAGACUUGGAUUAGCACACAGAGGGUCCAAAGCCUCAGGCUAUUGUGCUACUAUAGUAGUUGCUCAUUCAUUUCCUGCCCCCAAUCCAGGU
Messenger RNA from Leopardus geoffroyi (Geoffroy's cat), 1066 nucleotides. RefSeq names its product olfactory receptor 1468-like. The transcript has a single exon. Gene Ontology annotation, molecular function: olfactory receptor activity; G protein-coupled receptor activity. Gene Ontology annotation, biological process: G protein-coupled receptor signaling pathway. The coding region runs from base 1 to 954 and encodes 317 amino acids. The record is from RefSeq and is a predicted model, not a curated record. Gene Ontology annotation, cellular component: membrane. Lineage: Eukaryota; Metazoa; Chordata; Mammalia; Carnivora; Felidae.